AUGAUCAUCGGUGCUGAAUUGUUCUUUUCGUUGCUAGAACAACAGCAAAUUACUCUCGACAAUGGAUAUCCACUUCUCCAGAAAACAGUGCUGGGAUACAUCAUAUGUGGCAAGGUCGUUGAUCCCCCGCCUUCCCAUGCAGUUGAAAAUAGUUUCGUUUGUACAAAUGAGAUGCUGAGCCAGCAACUGGAGCGCUUCUGGGAAGUUGACAAUUUUAAUACUGGAAAGGUUUAUAGUCCCGAUGAGCAACAUUGUGAAGCACACUUUCAACAAACCGUCGAGCGAGAUCAAGACGGUAGAUAUAUAGUUCGUUUGCCUUUGCGGGAGGAAAUGCUACCACUGUUGGGAGAUUCGUAUCCCGCCGCACUUCGUCGUUUUCUCACCAUGGAAAGAAAGUUUUCAAAAGAUGAAAGUCUCCGCAAGGCAUAUCACGAUUUCAUACAGGAGUGCGAAACGCUUAGUCACAUGGAGGAAGUGAAUCCAUCCGCGUCGCGUAGCCCACAGUUUUUCUUGCCCCACCAUGCCAUCCACCGACCUGAGAGCUCCACUACGAAAAUACGAGUCGUAUUCGAUGGAUCCUGCCGAAGCCCAACCAGCCUGUCGCUCAACGAAGCACUCUUCGUUGGACCAACUAUACAGCCAGCUCUGUAUUCUAUCGUCGUCAACUUUCGUUUGCCUCGGUACGUCGUCACUGCCGACGUCGAAAAAAUGUUUCGGCAGAUUUGGAUCCACCCGGAUGAUCAAAGGUAUCAGCAGAUUGUAUGGAGAAGAUGUCCCACAGAACCGAUUCGUGUUUUUCAACUAAAAACCGUUACGUAUGGACUAGCAAGCUCACCAUUUCAUGCUGCACGCGUGUUGAAUCAAUUGGCUACUGAUGAAGGAAAACAUUUUUCGCAAGCGGCUCCCGUAAUUCGUAAUGGAAUGUAUGUAGACGAUCUACUCACCGGCCAAGACAAUCUGGGUACUCUCGCCGAAACCUGUCACCAGUUGAUGAACAUGCUACAACAAGCUGGUUUAGUGCUCCGGAAGUGGGCAGCCAAUGACUCGGCUGUUCUCGCAAAUAUCCCUCGUCAGCUUUGGGAAACCUCGCCUGAACUCGAACUUGAUCGCUCGCCGACCGUAAAAACAUCGGGACUGUUGUGGUCUCCGCUGACAGAUACCUUCAAAUUCAAGAUUCCAGUACUACCGGAGCUGAAUACUAUUAGCAAACGAGUCGUCGUGUCCGAGAUGUCCCAAUUGUUCGACCCGCUCGGUCUUUUGGGCCCUGUUGUAGUGAAGGCCAAGAUGUUCGUUCAAAAAUUGUGGGCCGAAAAUCUGCAGUGGGAUGAAAUGAUGUCUGAUCAAGACGCUGCUUGGAGGCGAUCUUAUCGCUCCGAGCUCGCUCAUUUACAAACCCUCUGCGUGCCACAUGUCGGAAUACUAGCUAGCGGAGUGCAGAGUGACAGCGUCGAUCGGCAACAAAGUACAGCGCUUCUUAGUGUCCAUUCUGGUGGUUUGUACGGCAACCACAUACCACUCAACCAAACCUGUGGAGUGUCGGCCACGUGGGCGCUGCGGUUUAUUACGUCGGCCACAAUUGCUACUGUACGGUGCGUCAUAAGAGUCCUGUCAACGUCCCGAGCGAGUCUACAGCCCUCUACAGUCACCACGGUCAUCACGGUCAUCACGGUCGUCUCGUCAGCGGAUAAUCCAGCUGAUCGUAUAUCUCGAGGAAUGCUGGCGAGUGAGCUCUCGGAAAGCAAUUUGUGGUGGCAUGGUCCGAGCUUUCUGACACAACCCAUCGACCGCUGGCCCGAGGCAGCGAUGUCACCACCGGACGCAGUGGAACUGCAAAUCGAAUCUAGCCCUGCUGUCACUUUUCUUGUCACCAAUAUUGACUCAUUGUUUGGACGGUUCUCGGAUCUUGCCAAAUUAACCAGAACCGUAGCAUACUGUUUUCGAUUCGUGCACAAUGCUAAAAGCGCCAAGAACAAACGUAACGUCGAUCCGCUAACUCCUGACGAAGGAGACCGAGCUCUAAAGGCUCUCAUUCGGUAUGCACAGUUGACAGCUUUCCCCAACCAAAUUGUCUGGUAUCAAAAGGUAGACGACCCGACAACAAAGCCUAGCAGAAACUUGUGGAAAUCGCCACUCAAAGAUUUGAACCUAUUCCUAGACCCGGUCGGUUUACUCAGAAUAAACGGAAGGUUGUCGAACAUGGAUGCGCCUUACGAUUCACGUUUCCCAAUAAUUUUGCCAGCCGAUCAUCAGCUUAGCUGGCUCAUAGCUCGGUCCAAUCAUGUCCGCACUCUACACGGAGGUCCCUCGCUUACUCUCGCUACUAUGCGUCAACGGUUCUGGCCACUUCGAGGUCGUCAACUAGCUCGGCAUGUGGUACGCAAAUGCAAGACAUGCUUCCGCUGUCAACCACGGCUAGUACAGCAAAUCAUGGCUCCAUUACCUGCUGUACGCGUCAGGCCUGCUACACCAUUUCUGUAUUCUGGGCUUGAUUACUGUGAGCCGUUUUUCGUACGUCCGUUGAGUGGACGGGGUACGUCGGUCAAGAUUUACGUCGGUUUAUUCGUAUGUCUAGUGGUGAAGGCUGUGCACCUUGAACUUAUCGCCGAUGUGUCGUCAUCCGCUUGUAUUAACGCCGUCAAGCGAUUCGUGGCACGUCGUGGUCGUGUACUCGAACUGCAUUGCGAUAAUGCAACCGCUUUCGUCGGGGCGGAUCGCGAGCUUCGAAACAUGCGAAAGGAGUUUCUCCGUCAGUUUCAAACCGAGGACUGGAAAGGCUACUGCAUUGAAAACGGAAUCACGUUCCGUCAUAUUCCGGCCCGCUCUCCGCACUUCGGCGGAAUCUGGGAAGCUGGAAUCAAAUCGUUUAAGUUCCACUUCCGUCGCAUCAUGGGCAACCGCUCAUUCAGCAUAGACCAACUACAAACUAUCGUUGCCCAGAUUGAAUCCGUCCUCAAUUCCCGUCCUCUUUCCCCGCUUACAGACUCUGCGGAUGAUUUAUCUAUUCUAACUCCUGGACACUUCCUUGUUGGCGAAUCCCUAAUAACCAUAACAGAACCUGAUUUGACCAGUCGUAAUCCUAAUCGACUUUCACGAUUACAGGAGAUGAAAAAGGCAGUCCAAGACCUCUGGAACUACUGGCAUCUAGAUUACCUCAGCCAUCUGCAGCAACGAACAAAGUGGAGACGAUCUAAACCCAACGUGAGCUUGGACAGUUGGUGCUCACUUAUCAACUGUCAUGUGCGACCGGAGGAGGAGUACGUAAUCGCCAAUCUCGAACUGGAGGAUAGCGUUCGCACAAUCAUUCAUGAGUCGGAUUUUCCGAUCUCGUUCAAUGCCAUUCAGAAAGACACCAAAGGCGACGACACCGGGAAACGUGCAAGUACCGUUGUCUAUCCUUCCGGACAGUUGGGGUCUCCGCCCUAG
Messenger RNA from Sabethes cyaneus, 3423 nucleotides. RefSeq lists its product as uncharacterized. Gene Ontology annotation, biological process: DNA integration. Gene Ontology annotation, molecular function: nucleic acid binding. The record is from RefSeq and is a predicted model, not a curated record. Lineage: Eukaryota; Metazoa; Arthropoda; Insecta; Diptera; Culicidae. The transcript has 4 exons. The coding region runs from base 1 to 3423 and encodes 1140 amino acids.